AUGCGAAGUAUUGAGGGAGACAGUCCUCCAAUCGUGAAAAGAAAAACACGUCUACGAUCAACUGCGUCGGCGAUCUCUCGAACUCGACCCUCUUCGAGUAAAAGCCGAGCCACACAAUCAGUGAAAGGAAGUGUUCCAGAUCAUAGGUUUUCUCCGCAGCUGUCUCCGCCUCCUUCACGGAAACGUCCCUCUGAUGUUGCGGACCAGGAGCAGCUCCCAAAGCGUCAGCGCAGCGCUAGUCAUGGGUCUGUUGGAGAAGUGGACUUAGCUCAGCCAGACCAGCAGAAGCAGAAGCAGAAAGUAGAUGAAGACGAAGAGGCAAUUCAUCAACCAGGCCAGCAGCACCAGGGAGCAGAUAAAGACGAAGAAGCAAUGCCUCAACCAGACCAACAAAACGAGAAUGCAGGUGAAGACGAAGACGAAGAGGCAAUUCCUCCAAUGUCCUUUUUCGAUGGUAUCAAUAAGAACAUUGGCGCUUCCGUCGCGCCAGAAGAGCAACCAAGUCUACUAUCCAACAGUGUCGAUAAUCCUACCGAGAAUGACGAUGGAGCACUUUCUCAUGUUGACACUUCACGAGAGAUCAGAUUCGAGAAACCAGCCGUCUUCGACACUGCAGAUCAACAUAGAAGCAGUACGGCUAGAGCCUUGACUGAAGCAGGAGACAUAUUACUUGGGAUAGCUCUACCAGAAGAGUCGCCUCAACCGGCGCAGUCAGUUUCUCAGCCUGGAUCUCUACAACAGCAUGAACCUUCACAGCAACUUGGGUCCUCUCAACGGUCUGAGUCUUCGCCGGACUUACCUGAACUAGGAGCUAUAUUAGACAGAUACAAAACAGGUCAUGCAGAGGCACCUCAACCAGCGCAACCAGUUUCUCGGCCUGAGUCUUUACAGCGGCCUGAUUCUUCUCAGCAGCCAGAGCCCUCGCAAAGGGGACCUCAACAGUCAGGUCACCGAAAAAGUGGACAACAGAGGAAAAAAGCGACAUAUUAUGAGUUUAACCAAGGUUCAGAGUUUUUGCCAGAACAAUCGACACAGCCAAUCUCAUCGAGAAAUCCACAAGCCUACGAGAGCAUAUAUGAUGUGCCUGACUCGCCUCCAAGGCAGUCAAAUCAAACCAAGCUUGUUGAGAGGUCGCAGAAGGCGCUUGUGUCAACAGGUAGGGGUAAUCCGAAGAUGAAGCAAAAGCAAAAACGUAACCAGGCUAGUCGACGAAGGAGCAGCUCUACCCAGCACCAGGACGAUGAAGGGCAACAAGAGAUUUCCCAGGACUACGGCGAUGAACAUGGGGACAAUGACUCCGCCUCUAGCGGCGACGAGCCCGAGAUGAAUCAAGAGCAAGAGCAAGAUGUACCACAACAAGUUGAAGAUUCACUGAUGCUUGAUGCACCACCGGCCGAUUCACAGGCCGCAGAUUCCAUACAUACAAUCCGUAUAAAGCAAAAAAGAUCCUGGAAAAACGAAUUUCUCGACCACGCAGCCGACAAAUCAGACGAGCUGUCUUCCCAGCCUGAUUGUCCUGUUCUUUCAGCAAGAAUUCUGGCCCAGUUGUUUAACCUCUAUGAGUUGUACAAGGAUAUUCCUAAAGCACCAAAAAUUGAUCAAUUGGCAUAUCAAAACGAAAAGGCGACAAAGUUCAGUGAUUUGAUCAGCAAUCUUCGCCAUUCCAUUGAUUCGUUCAUCGGGAGCAUCAAUAACUUCAUGAAAAGUGCCACCCCAGAAGAAGUACAAGUCGGCUCCAGGAGUGUUACGAGACUACGCAAGCGAAUCAUUCCCAUGUUAGUGCUAUUACUGGACGUGAUAUUUGAAGCUGGAUGUGGGCAAUCCGCUUCGGAUGGUAAAAAGGCUUCCAAACAAACUGGAGAGUUCACGGUAUAUCUGUUGGAGCCGCUAGAACGGGCUGUGGGUUGGGCCGGAAGAGCUUUACAGGCGGUGGAAGGAUGGUAUGAGCUUCACCCUCCCAGGAGGGAACUUGAUACAGCAGAAGAGGCAAAAGCGAACCGCGCUGUAUUUGGUUCUGCCCUAGCCACACUCAAGCAAGAGUUAAGGAGAGCCAGGAAAGACCUGGAAAAGCCCAGGCCAUCGACUGCGGCACUCAUGCAACGAGACGAAGCUAUCCAAAAGGAGCGUGAAGCCAGAGAGCAGGAACGUCGAGAAAGACAAAACCUUCAGAUGCAACGAUUCAGGGAGUCAAUCCAAAGGAUUGAUCCAUAUAGACGACCGGCUAGAGCGAGGCCUAUCCGACAAGCAGUGUCUGCUCUUUAUCGACCAAGUCAACCACGCUCUGCCCCCUCUACCAUGGUUCUCAAUCGCUCUCGCAAUUCCUCUGGCGUCAGUCUCUCCUUGCCCAGCGCAACCGCCCCGUCUCAGCCGCUGUCGGACAGGGAAUACUACGAGCGACAUGGAUGGUACUAUUGGGAAGAUGAUCAGAUUCUGACCUUGAUCAGAACCACAGCGCAUCCCAACUACGAAAACUUUCAAUGGAUGCUCCCUGAUCGGAGCCCUGACGAACUAAGAGAGCGAUCAAGAUAUUUGAAGCUGGUCGAGACCACCCCAAGAGAAUACUACUUUUAA
Messenger RNA from Fusarium poae, 2571 nucleotides. RefSeq lists its product as uncharacterized. NCBI's taxonomy places the organism in Eukaryota, Fungi, Ascomycota, Sordariomycetes, Hypocreales, Nectriaceae. The coding region runs from base 1 to 2571 and encodes 856 amino acids. The record is from RefSeq and is a predicted model, not a curated record. The transcript is spliced from 4 exons.